UAUUGGUAAUUUAAACGUGUAUUAAGCGCGAGUUACAUUUUGAAUGAAAAUGCAAACUCACAAUUUGAUCGAUGCUGUCAUAAAUGCAACAUAAUAUUAAUGUGCAUGAUAAACGAUAAUAAACAUCAGAAUGCAGAUUAUCAAUGUAUUUAUUGAUUAUUAAAGGAAUAUUGAACUCGAGAUGCAACAACCAAUAGCUUUAACGUUUCGUUUUAAAUUUCUCAGUAAUGGUUUGUCAUUUCAUUUCGUACGUUAUUUUCCGCGAGCUUCUCUACAGUUUGAACGAAAUUCUUAUUUAUUUUCUAUGUGAAGUUUUACUGUUUUGCAAUAAAGUAGGAUUAUUUUAAAUAUUUGAAGAUCUCUAGUAUUUUUUUCUUUUAGUGAAAAAUCGAUCGCAAAGAAGAUGAACCAAUAAUAUCAAGAUAAUUUAAAGCAGGAUGUCAGAACAGUUUGUGGGUUGUACAGUUUCUGUAAAGUGUAUUGAAGAAGUUGGAACUUAUCAAGGGCAAAUAGUGGACUUAAAUAAGGAUUGUAUUAUACUUUCAAAAGCUUUUUGUAACGGGGUUCCUCAUAGCUCACCUAUAGUCGUAUUAUGUGCAAAGGAUAUAUUGAACGUGGAAUUUAUAUCAAUCAAUGAUAAAGGAUUCAAUACUAAUGAUACAAGAUAUAAUGUAAGUGACCACAAUCAAGCACAGAACAGUGUCACUGUAAAGAGACCUAUUGCCAAAAGAGUUGGUAGAUCAUUCUCUGAAAGUGUUUCAUCUUCUGUUCAAUCCACAUCAUCACAAACACAAAGUAAUUUUAAAAAGCCAAAUAGUAAUUCUCAGUCUACUUUAGAACAACCUACCAAUGGGAAAAUUUCGUUAGCUGAAUCUGUUGAUAAACCAAUGCAAAAGAAAUUAAGUAGUAAGCAGAGAAAUGAGCACACAUUUGGUACUCCAAUUGAUCAAUCUUUAAAUCAAGACUUUGAUUUUGAGAAAAAUUUAGCCCUGUUCGAUAAAGAGGCUGUGUGGCAAAAAAUAAAUUCUUUGAAAUCUAAGAAACAAAAACAAUUAAAUUAUAGGCAUGAUGAAAAUGUUAUUGUUUCUGAACGUGCAGAUGUUAAACAAAUAUUAGUACCCAGUGCUGGUGAAGUAGAAUAUGUAACAGACAAUGGUUUAAUAAUUCCUAGUAUAACGCUUAACCUUCAUCGUCAAUUAAUAGGAGCAGCAGAUAGACUGGGUAUUAGUUGGGAGCGUAGAGUAGAACUUCUUGGCCGUGCUGGUGCAGAAAUUAUAUUGCAACUAUUAGGAGGAAGUCAUCGACUUAAUCCAAAUAAUGCACAUCAGUGGCCAACAAUUAUUGCACUUUGUGGACCUCAUCGUUCUGGCGCAGCAGGCGUUAAUUGUGCUAGACAAUUGUCUACUCAUGGCAUUAAGACAAUAGUGUUUGUAGAAAAUUCUGAAGAUGUUUUUCUUCUACAAGAAUUAUCUUUGUAUAAAUUAACGGGAAAUAAGGUAGAAACUAAAUUUAAAAACUUACCAUCAAUGGUGGAUUUAAUACUCGUAGCACUUUGUGACGAAAACUCACCAAGAAUGAUCACGCCUAUAGCAAAAUGGGCAAAUAAUAAUAGGGCACCUAUUUUAGCUAUUGAACCACCAGCUACAGGAACGCCUGGUAUUCUUAGUAAAUGUAGUCUGCUUGGUGGAUUACCAUUAUCUCAUAGUGUUGACAAUGGCAAAUUAUAUUUAUGUAAUCUUGCACUGCCAAACGAAGUAUAUGCGGAUGUUGGUAUAACAUAUAGGUCUCCUUUUGGACCGAAAUUUGUCAUUCCUUUGCAUUCCAAUAAUUCUUAGCAAAUUUAUAAAAAGGAUGAUAUUUCUAAUAAAAUGUUAUAAUUUAAUAUAAUUUUAGUUAUAUGCCUUGCUAAUAUAAAUUUAUACUUAAAUCGCGAAUAUUUGCCCGAAUUUAGAAAAUAAAAAUCAUGUAUAAUGUAGCAUUUAAUGUUAUAAAGUUCAAGCGUAGUUUGUGUAUAAACAGUUAUAAUUUGGUGUGCAAAGGCAAUUGUGUGUAAUUGUUCUUUUAAAUGUGUAAGUAUACAGUGUAUACAAAAUUAACAUACAAAUGAUAAAUAUACAGUGUUUGGUUUUGUAAGUUACAUAAACAAAUAAAUGCUUUUAAAUAAACAGAAUAAAUUCAAGUAAAUCUAGUAUAUCAAUUUUUAAAUAUUACAGAGUAUGAGAAUUUUACAAAUAUUACUCAUACAUUU
This is a messenger RNA of Frieseomelitta varia, 2248 nucleotides long. It is a transcript of the gene Edc3, whose product is annotated as enhancer of mRNA-decapping protein 3. NCBI's taxonomy places the organism in Eukaryota, Metazoa, Arthropoda, Insecta, Hymenoptera, Apidae. The record is from RefSeq and is a predicted model, not a curated record. Gene Ontology annotation, molecular function: mRNA binding. Gene Ontology annotation, cellular component: P-body. The transcript is spliced from 6 exons. Bases 438 to 1835 code for a protein of 465 amino acids. Gene Ontology annotation, biological process: deadenylation-independent decapping of nuclear-transcribed mRNA; P-body assembly.